AUAGGUUCUUGAUAAAGAUAUACAUUUAACACAAAAGAGAUAUUGUAAUUGAUUAUUAGUACAAUUUUGAGUGUUAUUUAAUUAUUUAUAUACAUUUUCCAAUUAAAAUCCUUUAAAAAUCAAAUUUAGACGGUGAAAUAGUUGAGCGAUUUGAGAUUAUUUUUUUUGAUAAUUUAUAGUAAAGAUGACUAAUAUUUUUAAAAGUGUUACAGUUUUUAAAGUUCUUGACAGUACAUUGAUAUUAUUAUUUAAAGGAACUUUAAAAAUUAAGUAUAGUGAGCAGGAGCUAAUUAUGCAUUUUGAUGAAGAAGAAUUGGAAAAUAUUCACCCGCAAUUUUUAGAGUUGAAAGUAUCAAAUGAAACCGAAUACAGUAAAGUAUCUCAUCACAGCUACAUCUUUACUUUUGAACAAGACAGUUACCUUAUCGAGUUUUUUAAUGCUACUGAUUUUAAGAACUUCAACUUAGUAAUAUUAAAGUUCAAAAACGACUUAGGAAAGUCAGUAUUCAAUGAUCGUACAGAGGAGUCAUCGGCUAUGCAAUACUUUCAAUUUUACGGAUACUUAUCACAGCAACAAAAUAUGAUGCAAGACUAUGUACGAACAAGUACAUACCAACGUGCUAUUUUAGGAAAUUUGUCAGAUUUUAAAGAUAAAAUUGUAUUAGAUGUAGGAGCAGGUUCAGGAAUUCUGUCGUUUUUUGCUGUACAAGCUGGCGCAAAAAAAGUUUACGCAGUUGAAGCGAGUAACAUGGCUUACCAUGCAGAACUAUUAGUCGCAGCUAAUAAUUUAUCAGACAAAAUAACAAUCAUUGCAGGGAAAAUAGAAGAAAUAACUAUACCAGAAAAAGUAGAUUGUAUAGUUAGUGAACCAAUGGGAUAUAUGUUAUACAAUGAAAGAAUGCUUGAAACAUACUUACAUUCGAAGAAAUGGUUGAAAUCUGGAGGUAGAAUGUUUCCUACCAGAGGAGAUCUUCAUAUUGCGCCAUUCACUGAUGAAAGUUUAUACAUGGAACAAUUUAACAAAUCCAAUUUUUGGUAUCAAACGUGCUUUCAUGGUGUUGAUUUAUCUGCAAUGAGGGGGCAUGCAAUAAAAGAAUAUUUCAGACAACCUAUAGUUGAUACUUUUGAUAUUCGUAUUUGUAUGGCAAAAUCUAUAAGACAUAUAGUCGACUUCCGGACAGCGCAUGAGACUGAUCUUCAUACUAUUGAAAUAAAAGUGGAUUUCCAUAUUCUUGAGAGUGGAACUUGUCAUGGUCUUGCUUUCUGGUUUGAUGUAGCAUUUAUUGGAUCUACGCAAGAAGUUUGGCUUAGUACUGCACCAACAGAACCUUUAACCCAUUGGUAUCAAGUACGCUGUUUACUUGAGAAUCCUUUAUUUUGUAAGAGUGGUCAGCUUUUGUCCGGAAAAGUAAAUUUGGUAGCAAAUAAACGGCAAUCGUAUGAUGUAACUAUUGAACUGAAAUUAGAAGGCUCAAAUUUGGGAAGCAGUAGAAAUGUACUAGAUCUGAAAAAUCCAUAUUUUCGAUACACUGGAGUUGCUACCCAACCUCCACCUGGGCUUAAUAAUACAUCACCUAGUGAAUCAUAUUGGAAUACAUUAGAUGUACAAGGAGCUCGUCAAGCAAUGAAUAUGGUGAAUGGUAUGUCAGUAAAUGGAUUAGGCGAAGUAUCCAUUGAAGGGAAUAACAUUUGUGGGUCUAAUAGCUCAUUUAUCACUGGUCAGCCUAAUAUUCAUCCAGGGUUAAUUUCAAGUACUGGCCGAACAAGAGUAGCAGUUUCAGCUACAAGCACGCAAGCAGCUCAAUUGAUUGGUGGAGGAAUAACUCCCAAUAUGUUCACAUCGUCUGCAGCACGUUUUAUUUAAUAUCUAUAUUCGAUUUUAAUAAUUUAUUAUCAUAUACUGAAGUUGAAUCAUUUUUGUACCUGGCAAUAUGUUAUACCAAUGAAUAUAAUUUUAAA
Molecule: messenger RNA, 1959 nt
Organism: Phymastichus coffea
Lineage: Eukaryota; Metazoa; Arthropoda; Insecta; Hymenoptera; Eulophidae
Gene: Art4
Product: histone-arginine methyltransferase CARMER
Exons: 7
Coding region: 185-1864 (559 amino acids)
Biological process (GO): peptidyl-arginine methylation
Molecular function (GO): protein-arginine N-methyltransferase activity
Source: RefSeq, a predicted model, not a curated record